Messenger RNA from Thlaspi arvense, 480 nucleotides. The record is from the annotation of a GenBank genome assembly. NCBI's taxonomy places the organism in Eukaryota, Viridiplantae, Streptophyta, Magnoliopsida, Brassicales, Brassicaceae.
AUGGGAAAGGUACGUACUGUGGGUGUGGGAAUGGACUAUUCACCGACGAGCAAAUCGGCUCUCCGGUGGACGGCGGAGAAUCUCCUUGAUGACGGUGACACCGUCAUCUUGAUUCAUGUUCAACCCCAAAACGCCGAUCACACCCGCAAAAUCUUAUUUGAGGAAACUGGUUCACCGUUAGUCCCUUUGGAAGAAUUUAGAGAGGUUAAUUUCUCUAAACAGUAUGGACUUGCUUAUGAUCCUGAGGUUCUUGAUGUUCUUGAUACUCUCUCCAAGGCUAAGAAGGUGAAGGUGGUUGCAAAAGUGUAUUGGGGAGAUCCAAGGGAGAAACUUUGCGAUGCAGUCGAAAAUCUAAAACUUGAUUCCAUUGUUCUUGGCAGUCGAGGUUUGGGUCCUCUCAAAAGGAUUUUGCUGGGUAGUGUGAGCAAUCAUGUGGUGACAAAUGCAACAUGUCCAGUCACUGUUGUUAAGGCCAAUUAA